GCACUCUCAGGGUCAUCUUUGACAGUUAAUAGGGUUACUCAUUAUAUAAUUGUAGCUGUGCUGUACUUGUCACACAUAAUAACUAAAAAUGAGGUUUCUAACUUUUCGACAUCAUAGGAUAAUCAUAUUUGCUUUUUCAAUGUCUUUGUUUUGUUUCAUAUUGCACUAUAGAUAUAUGAUUAAAUAUCAAACACAAACAAAAAUAUUCAAUUACUGUAAGGAGUCCACGUGUACAGACUGGGAGAACCAUUCUUUUUCGUUUUAUGAAAGAAUGAGACAAGGGCCUGGAGAAAAUGGUCAACCAGUUAGAUUGUCAAAUUCACAAAAAGCUCUGUCAAAAAGAACUCUUAACUUCAAUGGUUUUAAUAUAUUUGUAAGCGAAAAAAUCAAAACAGAUAGAUCAGUAAAAGAUAUCCGAUAUCCGAAUUGCAAGGGAGCUUUAUACUCUAAAAAACUUCCUCUGGUGUCUAUAAUUAUACCUGUAUACGAAGAACAUUGGGAAACACUUAUUCGCACUAUUGUAUCUGUUUUAAAUCGGUCACCAUUGGAGCUUAUAAAAGAAGUCAUUUUGGUUGAUGAUGGCAGCUCACGACGGCAUUUAAAAGAGCGACUUGAUAACUAUCUCUCAAGAACCUAUCCUGGUGGUCUUGUUUGGGUGAUUCACUUGAAGGAAAGAGAAGGACUUAUUCGAGCAAAAUUGUUAGGUGCUAAGUUGGCAACCGGUGAUGUGCUUAUAUUUUUGGACUCUCACUGUGAAACUAAUGUGAAUUGGCUGCCACCUCUUCUUGAACCAAUUUCUAAGAAUUACCGGACAGUAACAUGCCCUUUUAUUGAUGUGAUUGAUGCUGACACCUUCGAAUACCGUGCUCAAGAUGACGGCGCCCGUGGGGCGUUUGACUGGAGUUUUUACUAUAAGCGUCUUCCAAGGUUAUCAGUUGACAGUCUUCAUCCGGAAACACCUUUUGACAGUCCAGUGAUGGCAGGUGGCCUGUUUGCUAUUAGUAAAAAGUGGUUUUGGGAACUGGGAGGUUAUGAUCCUAUGCUUGAUAUCUGGGGUGGGGAACAGUACGAAUUGUCUUUCAAAAUUUGGAUGUGUGGUGGGCGUCUAAUUGACGUUCCCUGUUCAAGGGUUGGACAUAUUUUUCGCGAAUAUCCGACAAAUUUUCCGCAACCAAAAGUAAAGAAUUUUCUGGGAAGAAAUUUCAAACGUGUAGCAGAAGUAUGGAUGGACGAAUAUAAAGAAUACAUAUACAGAAGUUUACCGAAAUGUAGAAAAGUGGACCCUGGUGAUUUAUCACAACAGCAUAACCUCAGAAAACGGCUUCAAUGCAAGUCUUUUAAAUGGUUUAUGACAGAAGUAGCGUUUGAUUUGACGAAAGCCUACCCACCUCCUGGAGAAGUCUUAUUUGCCACCGGAGAAAUACGUUCAGCUGCUUUCCCUUAUCUGUGUAUAGAUGCUGCAAGAGCCACCAUACGAUUACCGGUUAAAUUAAGUUUCUGCAGUGCAACUAGUAAAAGAUAUAAUUACACCCAGGAUUUUGAAUAUUCUUUGAAAGAAGAUAUUAAGGCUGUGAAACCAUCAUUAUGUUUAGGUGUACCAGAUACCAAACCUAACAAAGCAGUUCUAUUUCACGCAUGCCAUGGUCAAAAUGAAAACCAACACUGGCAUCUACAGUCAGUUUAUAGAAACAAAGAAAAUCCUAUUAAUAUCUUACAUUCAACUUCCGGUUUGUGUUUAGACUUAAAUCUGAAAAGUCUGUCAGUUUUGGUAAGACGGUGCAAUUCGAAUUUGCGUACUCAAAGAUGGAAUUGGAGGGAUUUACGAUUUAAAACUAUUUUACCAAACUUGUAAUAAGAAAUAAAUUGUAGUAGUAAAUGAGAUUGGUUAUACCGCUUAUGACCAUUUUUCUGUUUAUUUGUAAACUGCGAUAUUUAAAUUAUUUUUUAAUCAAAUGUUAUGAAAUAAAAGUCAUUGUUUUCCUCUCACAUUUACCCUCACUAUCUUUGACGUGGUAUACCAAGUGUAUGAGAAGAAUAUUACCAUCGCCUCUAGGUAUUUUUAUUUUAGCAUCUUUAUAUAAUCUCUUGAGAUUUAUUUAUUCUUCUGAAUAGAUUAUUUUACAUCAUACUACAAAAUCUUAUUGUCUCUAAAUUUCAUUUUGUGGAGAUUCUAUUUUCAUCGCUUUGUGAAUUUCAGAUGUAAAGUUUUCGCAUUAAAAUGUUGUUAUUAUUUUUGACGAUCAUUACUUUCCGGUCCUGUUUACGAGCAAAAUUCUUUUUCAAAUUGUUAACCUUAGUAUUUACCACUAGAUGUCCACUUCUGUCUGUUAUGCAAUGCUUUACUACAUAGAUUACCUAAAGCCCAACACCUGUCACUAAUAAAUUAAUUUAGCACUAAAAUCAGAGUUGACCUCAGAGUUCCCUUUAUUGGCUGUUCUAUCAAAAAGACAACCAGAAUGUUUAUACGAGGAUCGAUACAUAGAAAACCGAACCAAAACGGAUAGUAUACAAAUUCUCGUGAAGGUCAUAAUACGGUUCCAUUUAAAACUCCUUUACAAAUUGAUUAAGUUGUAAAUUGGUGUCUAAUCUGUUACACCAAUUUACAGUAAAAAUGAGGUACGUAUAUCUUUGCGCUAAUU
This is a messenger RNA of Schistosoma haematobium, 2639 nucleotides long. It is a transcript of the gene PGANT6, whose product is annotated as N-acetylgalactosaminyltransferase 6. The record is from RefSeq and is a predicted model, not a curated record. Bases 89 to 1852 code for a protein of 587 amino acids. The transcript has 3 exons. Gene Ontology annotation, cellular component: Golgi apparatus. NCBI's taxonomy places the organism in Eukaryota, Metazoa, Platyhelminthes, Trematoda, Strigeidida, Schistosomatidae.